Molecule: messenger RNA, 1596 nt
Organism: Talaromyces rugulosus
Lineage: Eukaryota; Fungi; Ascomycota; Eurotiomycetes; Eurotiales; Trichocomaceae
Exons: 2
Coding region: 1-1596 (531 amino acids)
Biological process (GO): purine nucleobase catabolic process
Cellular component (GO): cytoplasm
Molecular function (GO): allantoinase activity
Source: RefSeq, a predicted model, not a curated record
AUGGAGGCUGUCACAGUCAUAGCUUCUUCACGGGCCGUGGUUUCCGGCCGGCUUGCUGCAGCCACCAUCGUGGUGUCCCAGGCCACCGGUAAGAUCGUGCAGGUGCUCGACGCAGUGAGACCAGCCUCGGAUUUCCCCGAGGGCACCCCGUACAAGGACUAUUCACCUUUGGUCCUGUUGCCCGGUUUGGUGGACGCCCACGUGCAUCUGAACGAGCCUGGCCGCACUGAAUGGGAGGGCUUCUACACCGGCACCCAGGCCGCCGCCUUUGGUGGCGUGACCACUGUCAUUGACAUGCCUCUGAACGCCAUCCCUCCGACGACCAGUGUGGCCGGCUUCCACGAGAAGAUCCGCGCUGCCCAGGACAAGUGCUGGGUGGACGUUGGUUUCUACGGCGGCAUCAUUCCGGGAAACUCGCACGAACUCAAAGCUUUGGUCAACGAGGGCGUGCGUGGCUUUAAGGGUUUCCUUAUCGAUAGUGGCGUCGAAGAAUUCCCGGCUGUCUCGUCUAGCGAUAUCGAGCUAGCCAUGAAGGAGCUGGCUGAUCAGCCCACCACACUUAUGUUUCAUGCCGAGAUGCUGCCUCCAAUUACCGACUCUGUCGGUGACGAUGUGCAGACUUCAAUGCCCCCGCUGGCACCAGUCGGUCCUCUGCAGGCGUAUUCGACGUUUCUUGCUUCUCGCCCGCCGGCCUUUGAGACGUAUGCUAUUGCGGAAAUCAUCGAGCUGGCUGCAACAGCUCCAAAGCUUCCACUGCAUAUCGUGCACUUGUCUGCGAAAGAGGCCAUUCCUCUGCUGCGGGAAGCCCGCGCCAACGGUAUUCCCAUCACAGCCGAGACUUGCUUCCACUAUCUGUCAUUGGCAGCUGAAGAGAUUGCCGAGGGUGACACGCGGCACAAAUGCUGUCCCCCAAUCCGGUCCCAGCUCAAUCAAGACGCUCUGUGGGCUGAAUUGGAACGAUAUGCUGACGACGGAGUGAUCACGACUGUCGUGUCCGACCACUCGCCGUGCACGCCAGAUCUCAAGCUUUUACCUUCACACAUCAUGACUCCGAGCCCGCAGUCUUCUAGUAACUCCUCGGCCGUCGUGACUCCCUCAGUUACCUCAGCGAGCAGCAGUGUGUCGGACUUUUUUGAGGGCAAGGAAGCCGAGGUGCGUGACGGCAAUUUCUUUUCUGCCUGGGGCGGCAUCUCAUCCGUGGGACUCGGCCUGCCCAUCCUCUGGACAGAAAUCAGCCGACGCAAGAAGAUUGCCGGCGGAGCACCAGGCGGCAACAAAACGGUUGAACAGGAGCUCCAAGACAUCGUCCGGUGGUGCUGCAUCAACACCGCCGCGCAGGUUGGCUUGGAGAAGCAAAAGGGCGACCUCGCCGUCGGGUUUGACGCUGAUAUCUGUGUGUUUGAUGACACUGCGGAGUGGAUUGUCGAGCCGAGCACGAUGCUGUUCCGAAACAAGUGCUCGCCGUACCAGGGCCGAACUCUGACGGGGAUGGUGCAGGAGACGUGGUUACGGGGGAGCAAGGUUUAUUCGCGAGCCGAAGGGUUUACGUCGAGGGUGAGUGGAAAGCUUCUUCUUGAGCGGAGGUCUUUUGCUUAG